CACUGAUUGUAUGAGAGAGAGCACAGAGAAGGAGAGCGAGAGAGGAAUUCAGUCCUGUUUAAAUGGGAACCCACAGCGCAGAGUGAAGAGGACGCAGAGUGAGAAACACCCCCCCCCCCAAAAAAAAAAAAAGUGGAGACUGAAUGAUUUUACGCACAGGAAAAGAGGAAAGCAGAUAAAAGGAAAAGUGGGGUCGGAUUUUUUUUUUUUUUUUCCUCUGAAUUUGUCUUCUUUCACUCUCAUGAUUCAAAGAGGAUUCCAGAGAAAUUCACCCGGCCGGGAGGAAUUGAUGGUGUCUUUUUGGGGAGUCGGAGCCGAGGGGAGGAAUCUGAAUGCGCUCGGCUGAACCAUGCCAGCCUUGUGGAUCAUAACUUUGGCGAUCACUCUGAACCAAGUGUGGUGCGUUCGCUUCUCCCAGGAGCCGGCGGACCAGUCGGUGGUGCUCGGGGAGCGGGUGGUGCUGUCCUGCGUGGUCUUCAACUACAGCGGCAUCGUGCAGUGGACCAAGGACGGCUUGGCCCUCGGCAUCGGAGAGGGUCUUCGAGCCUGGCCCAGGUACCGAGUGCUGAGGGCUCUGGACAUCGGCCAGUACAAUUUGGAGAUUUCCCACGCCGAGCUUUCGGAUGACUCUCUGUACGAGUGUCAGGCCACAGAAGCCGCCCUGCGCUCCAGAAGGGCCAAACUCAAUGUCCUCAUCCCCCCGGAGGACCCGGUGGUCGACGGGACCCCGGAGCUCCUCCUGAUGGCUGGGACUCCGUACAACCUGACCUGCGUGACCCGCGGGGCCAAGCCUGCAGCGCACAUCCAGUGGACCAAGGAUGGAGUGGCUGUGGAGGGAGCCUACCAGUCCACGGAAGUGCUUCCAGACAGGAAGAGGGUGACCACCAGGAGCUACCUGCCCAUCACGCCGGUCGACACCGACAGCGGCAGUAAUUUCACCUGUGUGGCCAGCAAUCCCGCCGUGCCGAUGGGCAAACGGGCCACUGUCAACCUCAACGUCCACCACCCUCCGACGGUGACGCUGUCCAUCGAGCCCCGCUCCGUCCUGGAAGGCGAGAGAGUCACCUUCACCUGCCAGGCGACAGCCAACCCCCCCAUCAUGGGCUACAGGUGGGCUAAAGGUGGCGUGUUGCUGGAGGGCGCCAGAGAGAGCGUGUUUGUCACCACGGCGGAUCACUCCUUCUUCACCGAGCCCGUGUCCUGUCAGGUGUUCAACGCCGUGGGAAGCACCAACGUCAGCAUCCUGGUGGAUGUGCACUUCGGCCCCAUACUGGUGGUGGAGCCCAGACCCGUCACGGUGGACGCCGACUCGGACGUCACCCUGAACUGCAAGUGGUCCGGAAACCCUCCUCUCACCCUGACCUGGACCAAGAAGGGCUCCAGCAUGGUGCUCAGCAACAACAACCAGCUGUAUUUGAAGUCGGUGAGCCAGGCGGAUGCAGGCCAGUACGUCUGCAAGGCCAUCGUGCCCCGGAUCGGCGUGGGAGAGACGGAGGUCACGCUCACUGUCAACGGCCCUCCCAUCAUCUCCAGUGAUCCGGUUCAGUACGCCGUCAGAGGGGAGAGAGGAGAGAUCAAGUGCUACAUCGCCAGCACCCCCCCACCUGAUAAGAUUGUGUGGGCGUGGAAGGAGAACGUGUGGGAGAAGGAGAAAGGCACCCUGAUGGAGCGGUACACCGUGGAGCAGAGCAAGCCUCCGUCUCAGGGCGGCGCCGUCCUCUCCACCCUCACCAUCAACAACGUCAUGGAGUCCGACUUCCACUCCCCGUACAACUGCACGGCCUGGAACUCCUUCGGCCCGGGGACCAUGAUCAUCACCCUGGAGGAGAAAGAUAAUGUUUCAGUGGGAAUUAUCGCCGGCACUACAGUGGGCUCCUCCAUCCUGCUGCUUAUGUUUCUACUGGCGCUCGCUUUCUUCCUCUACCGCCAACGCAAAGGCAGUCGGCGGGGCGUCACUCUCGGUAAGCCCGACAUCAAGGUGGAGACCGUCAACAAAGAGACCCACAGCCUGGAGGAGGAGGCGGCCAACGUCUCCACGGCAACCCGGAUGGUCAAGGCCAUGUACUCCUUUUUGCCCUCUGUUUCCCUCUCUCCCUCCACUCAGCCGUUCAAAGACGACAUGGACCUGAAGCAGGACAUCAGAAGCGAGGGCGACACCCGGGAGGAGUACGAGCUCAAGGAUCCAACCAACGGCUACUACAACGUGCGCGCCACCACUCACGACGAGGUGCGGCCCCAGUCCCGCGUCGUCCACUACCAGGGGGAGUUUCGCUCUCCGAACCCGGGCAGCGGUCCGGCCGGCGCCACGUCCAGCGGGCCCUCCAACCCCCCCAGCGGCGCGGUCCCCCCCAGCGCGGUGCCGGGCUCCAGGGCGGGCUGCUACGACCCCCGCCCGCCCUCCAGGAUGUCCCACGCCACCUACGCCCAGUUCAACACCUUCUCCAGGGCGGCCCAGAGUCAGCAGGCGCCGCCGAACCCGGCUCUGCAGUCGCCGGGGGAUUACGCCGGAGACUGCGGCCUGCUGGACAGCAACACCCAACUGGCGUACGACAACUACGGAUACCCCUCCCAGUACCCCAGCUACCGCAUGGGCUUCGCUCCGCCGAUAGAGGAGGGGCCGGCCUAUGAGAUGUAUCCAACAGGACAAGGGACCGGACAGGGACCGGGACCGGGUCCGGGUCCGGGACCGGGUCCGGGUCCGGGUCCGGGACCCGGACAACAGAGUCCUGAAUCUGGGCUGGGGAAGUAUGGAACCUCCACCCGCUUCUCGUACUCGUCUCCGCCCUCUGACUAUUCCCACAGACACACACAACGGAUGCAGACUCACGUGUGAGGAACGCUUGCACGCCGUCCCGGGCUCGCCUUUUUGCAGAAGCAAAAUUCUAAAACUCCUAGAAAUGGAAGAAAGACACACACUUCUACACCCAAACAUGGAUUUUCUUGCUUCCAUUGCACCUGCUGCACGGAAUUUGGUUGAUCUCCCCCCAAGUCGAUACAACACCAUGCCAAUGCCCGGCAGUGAGCAGCAAAACACAUCGAUACAGUCAGCAGCAAUACAGACAAACUCACGCAACGCGACACUCACGCGCAUCUGUACAGACCUUCUGUCUGCGGCGUCCGUGCUCCGACAGACGCAACCGCGAGAGCCACAAUCAGGAGAAGAGAGACGCAAGAAGCAGAAAAGAGCACUUUGACGACGCGACGA
Salarias fasciatus (jewelled blenny) is the source of this 3205-nucleotide messenger RNA. RefSeq names its product kirre like nephrin family adhesion molecule 1b (gene kirrel1b). Gene Ontology annotation, cellular component: cell-cell junction; plasma membrane. Gene Ontology annotation, biological process: cell-cell adhesion. The coding region runs from base 350 to 2833 and encodes 827 amino acids. Lineage: Eukaryota; Metazoa; Chordata; Actinopteri; Blenniiformes; Blenniidae. The transcript has 15 exons. The record is from RefSeq and is a predicted model, not a curated record. Gene Ontology annotation, molecular function: cell adhesion molecule binding.